AUGGGCUCAAUUGCUAUCAACACGACGGUUGAUCCGACGACAUUAUUUUCGAAACGGGUGCAACAGUAUGAGCCUGGAGCGAUUCGCAGUCUUUUGCCUCUUGAGGCAUUGCCGGGAAUGAUUUCCUUGGUCGCUGGAAAGCCCAAUCCAGAGACUUUUCCGUUUGCUGAGAUCUCGAUAUUGCUCAAGGGCUCUGAUGGGCACCGAAUCGUGCUUGAAGAAGACCAAUUGAGUGAGGCGUUACAAUAUGGCCUUCCUGGAGGCAACCCUGAGUUAAUCAUGUGGUUUGAGGAGCUUCAGCGGCGAGUUCACGGUAUCAGAGACCACCAAGGCUGGGCAUGCUGCAUUGGCAAUGGCAGCCAGGAGCUCAUUCAUCGCGCUUUCCAGGUCUUCACGGAUUUUGGAGAUCCUGUACUCAUUGAAACGUAUAUCUGCACUAUUCUCCCGCCAUCGUUCCCGAUCAUGGCUGAUUACUUCACAGGCCAGCGUAUCCGAGUAGCUGGCUUCUUACGAGCCGAUGGACACCAACUUAGUGAGGUUCAGUCGGACGCAAAGGGGCUCAAUCCAGUUGACCUCGAACGUGUCCUGUCUGCGUGGCCUGGGAAACGCCGUCCACGCGUGCUAUAUACCGUUCCAACUGGGUCAAACCCUACGGGCCAGUCUUGCUCUGAGAUUCGCAAGGCUCAGAUUCUACGACUCGCGAAACAAUUCAACUUCAUGAUUUUUGAAGACGACGCAUACGGGUUCCUCAAUUUCGACCAGCCCUCGUAUAGAGCCCGCAGCUAUCUCGCCUUGGAAAAUGAAAUCAAUGGUGAAACAGGCCGCGUGCUACGAUUCGAUUCGCUUAGCAAGAUUGUAAGCUCCGGGAUGCGUCUGGGAAUCUUAACUGGGCCUUUGCCUGCCGUGCAGAAAGUCAUUCGAAUUACGGAAAAUAUCAACCUCCAGCCCUCCUCAACCACCCAAAUGCUCGCUCUAACUCUCUUCAACCAUUGGGGUCACGCAGGAUUCCUCCAGCACUGCGAGCGCGCAGCAAACUUCUACCGCCAGCGGCGCAAUGUGUUCGCAGCCGCUGCCGAAAAAUAUCUCCACGGCCGUGCUACCUGGGAGACUCCUUCCGCCGGAAUGUUUUUCUGGUUAACGUUGUUGCUUCCCCCGGGACAGGAUAGUUUCGAAAUUCUUAGCCGGCAGGGUAAAGAGAAUGGAAUUCUAGCUAUUCCAGGGGUGGCCUUUCUGCCCAAUCAGCGUAGCAGCUGUCAAUUGAGGGUGAGUUAUAGUUUAUUGCCGGAGGAGAAGAUGUUCGAGGCUUGUCAGCGAAUUGCCAAGUUGGUGGAUAAUGCGUGGCGAUUUGAGAUACUGAUGUGA
Aspergillus affinis is the source of this 1362-nucleotide messenger RNA. RefSeq names its product aminotransferase-like domain-containing protein. The record is from RefSeq and is a predicted model, not a curated record. Bases 1 to 1362 code for a protein of 453 amino acids. The transcript has 7 exons. Gene Ontology annotation, biological process: biosynthetic process. NCBI's taxonomy places the organism in Eukaryota, Fungi, Ascomycota, Eurotiomycetes, Eurotiales, Aspergillaceae. Gene Ontology annotation, molecular function: transaminase activity; pyridoxal phosphate binding.